AUGUCGUCCAACAACGACAAUGCCAUGGCCCGAUUCCUGUUUGCAAUCCUGCAGCAGAAAUGCCUGAAGGAUAUCGACUGGAACAAGGUGGCCCAUAAUCCGAUCCUGGCCCAGGAGAUCACCAACGGACAUGCCGCCCGCAUGCGCUACUCGCGGUUCCGCGCCGCCAUGCUAGGCCUGGAGCCGCAGCGCCGGAACCGUGCUAAUCCCAGUAGCAAGUCGCGCGUCUCGAAGAAGAAGAAUGACGAUGCUGUCCGGCCCAAGAAGGAGGAGGACGAGGAGGAGAAGAGGAGUGGCAGCGGAAUCGGCAGCAUUAAACGCGAGAACACCGCCCACGCCGACACGAAACCCGUCAAGACCGAGCGACGCAGCAUUGCCAACCCGUCGGCGGCCCCGCGUCAGCCUCCCGCGCCUAUGGCCACACCAGGUAUGAUGAAGACCGAGCCGGGUCUUGCCAUCAUCCCCUUCAACCAGAACGUGCAGCAGUCGUCAGCCCUCCAGACCACCUCGCCCAGAGUCAAGCAGGAGCGCACCCAGACCGCCACCACUAAUACCACAGCCGCGAUUCCUGAGCCGUCCCCCUUCGGCGUCGUCUCAACAACCCCGACGACAAGCUCGGCGUCAUCGACCCCGUACAUUGACGGUCAUCACCGCAUGCAGAUGCGGCUCAUGACCCCCUGCAGCGACUCAGACGGCGUUGGAAUGCAAGGCUUCCUCCCGCACAGCCCGGGCCCGUCGGCGAGCGACCUGCUCCACACUCAACAUCAGCAUCAGCCUCAUCAGCACACAGUCGGUGCUGGGUCUCCGCCUCUCUCCACGGCUGCACCGUCGCCGUAUGACUUCUCCCAGUGUCUCGACGUGGCCGGCUCGCCAUCCCCUUGGCACUCGCAGCACAGCCAUGCCCAUCACCACCAUCACCCUGCGCACGGCCUGCCGCACAACCCGGCUUAUACUACGGCUGGGGCUGGGUUUGCGAUCGGAGCCGGGGUCGGCGGCUACGCUCUGGAGGACGCCGGGUACAACAACAACAACCCGUUCUGUAACGAACACCACCAUCAUCACCACGAUCAUGACCACGGCGCACACCACCACAUCAUCGCCGACCCCUUGGGACUGCACAGUGGGACCGGGGGAACAAGUCUGUUUAGGGAGAGGGAGCUUGAGCUGCAGAUGGACCGGAUGGCUAACAAUACACUUGGGGGAGGCCCGAUGGCGAAGCAUGAAUGGGAGGAAGGCUUUGACGGGAUCUGA
Messenger RNA from Chaetomium strumarium, 1251 nucleotides. RefSeq lists its product as uncharacterized. NCBI's taxonomy places the organism in Eukaryota, Fungi, Ascomycota, Sordariomycetes, Sordariales, Chaetomiaceae. The record is from RefSeq and is a predicted model, not a curated record. The transcript is spliced from 2 exons. Bases 1 to 1251 code for a protein of 416 amino acids.